AUGGAGGAAAAAGCAAAGAAGUUGGAAGCUCAGAUUGGUAACCUGGAGGAAGGAAAAACUGCUAUGAAAAACCUUUUGGUAAUGAUUCCGGAUAUCCUUACCUCUGUUACUAAGAACUUAGAGGAAAUAUCUAAGGUCCUUGAGGGCUCCAACAUUCCCAAACCUAUCGUGGACCUUGAAAUUGAUGAGGAUACUAUUAAGAUAGGGACUAUGGAAAGUGCACCUGGUGGCACGGCAAAGAGAACAAGGGCGAGCAUGAAGAAAGAUAACCUACCCCCACCGACUAAUGACACACCACCGGUAGUGACAGAGAAACAAGAUGAGAAACAAGCAAAGGAACAGGUUAAAGAACAAGUUGAGGUAGAGGUUGAACAUGAGGAAGAGAAAAUAGAGGAAGUGAACACUGAGAAUAUUGAUCCAGAGUCAAACAUUCUUUUCACCAUGAAUGUGGUCACUCAGGAUAUCAAUGUAAUUAUAGAUAAAUCUUCUGAGAAUGUUGAAGAAAAGAAAACUGAAGCCACAAAUAUAGAGAUCUUUGAGCCACCGGUCAACACUCUUGACUCUCAGAAUAUUAUGGAAACAACAGAAGUUAAGAAAACAGAUACCAUCUCUGAUGCUACUCCGCCUAACAUAGAGAAAUUGGAAGAAGCACAAGCAGAAGCGGAGGAAAAAGCAAAAACUAAACACAUAAAUGUUGACAUUCAGAAAAAGGUAGAGAAACCAGUAGAGAAAGAACCUGAACAGAGUAUAGCUGAACCGACAGUCAACAAGACAGAAAGUAAGGAUGAUAGUAAGAUUAUAAACACAGUUGACACACAGAGUGAUAAAAAGGAAGAAAAAAUGAAUAAAGAUGAGGACAAUGAUGGAAAUACGGAAGAAGUGGUUAAGAUAGCACUGACAUGUAAGGUAGAUAAUAUUGUAGGCUCUAUUGUUUUAGAUCAAGAAAUGGUAGUAUAUGAGGAGAAAAUAGAAAAAAUUGAAAAGGAGAAAGCUCGAUUAAGGUUAAAAGCCCGGGAGCUAAAGAACAAACUUGGUCCUAGAUUGGACAUUCUGUUGACACACCGGAAUGGACUAUCUAAGGCUACUAUUCCAGGAGGAAGAUCACUGGAGGAACAAAUGCAUCAUCUAACUGACAUGAUCUGA
Cryptomeria japonica (Japanese cedar) is the source of this 1143-nucleotide messenger RNA. RefSeq lists its product as uncharacterized. The record is from RefSeq and is a predicted model, not a curated record. Lineage: Eukaryota; Viridiplantae; Streptophyta; Pinopsida; Cupressales; Cupressaceae. The coding region runs from base 1 to 1143 and encodes 380 amino acids. The transcript is spliced from 4 exons.